AUGUUGUCCUAUAAAAACAAAGCCCAUACGGUGGAUAAAUUCAUAGUGAUUUCAACCCUUCAUUUCUCAUUUUGGCGUAGUCCCCCAUUUUGCAAUAUACCCUUCAAGCUCCAAGAUUCUCUCCCAUGGCGUCUUCUUUAACAACACUGUCAAAUGUGGGUCUUCUUUCAUCUCCAAGAACCCCACCCAAGAACCAACCCAUUUCCACAUCCAGUAAUUCCUUGAACUUCCCUCGAACACUCUCACUUUCCCCCAAGAUUUCAUCUUCAUCGAGUUCCUUCUCUGGGUCAUUUCGUUUUCCCCGUUUUAACUCACCCCAGACCAAUAAUCACCGUGUUCGCCGCAGUGUUCGGGCCACUGCUGAGGUAGCACCUAUUCAAUCGAAAAUAACAAAUAAGGUGUUUUUCGAUAUAAGUAUCGGGAACCCAGUGGGUAAACUAGCUGGGAAAAUUGUGAUUGGAUUGUACGGUGAUGAUGUGCCUCAAACUACUGAGAAUUUCCGUGCCCUUUGCACUGGCGAAAAGGGUUUCGGGUAUAAAGGUUCGGCUUUUCAUCGUGUCAUUAAAGAUUUCAUGAUUCAAGGAGGAGAUUUUGAUAAAGGAAAUGGAACCGGAGGCAAAAGCAUAUACGGUCGUACCUUCAAAGAUGAAAACUUCAAGCUAUCUCAUGCUGGACCAGGUGUCGUUAGUAUGGCAAAUGCUGGCCCCAACACCAAUGGCAGCCAAUUUUUCAUUUGCACUGUCAAGACACCAUGGCUGGAUCAAAGGCAUGUUGUAUUUGGGCAGGUUUUGGAAGGCAUGGAUACUGUUAAGCUCAUUGAAUCACAAGAGACUGAUAGAGGAGACCGCCCUAGGAAGAAGGUGGUUAUUAGUGACUGUGGUGAGCUUCCAAUGUCUGAAACCUGAUGCUAGGUGUUCAUGUUUCAAGUUUUUCCCUGAACUUCGGAGUAGUUUUCACGAUACAAAGGCUCUAGUUUAAAUGAAUUUUGAGUUACUAGAGAAGUGUUUUUCUUCACCUCAUGUAUGGAUAUAUAUACCUAGGAAUCAAACACUCAAAAAGUGUUCUUUAGAUUUUGACUGAAAACUUGUGAUAUUGAAAAUGACUGAGCUUUCCUUUAAA
This is a messenger RNA of Gossypium arboreum, 1119 nucleotides long. RefSeq names its product photosynthetic NDH subunit of lumenal location 5, chloroplastic. Bases 126 to 905 code for a protein of 259 amino acids. The transcript is spliced from 7 exons. Gene Ontology annotation, molecular function: peptidyl-prolyl cis-trans isomerase activity. The record is from RefSeq and is a predicted model, not a curated record. Gene Ontology annotation, biological process: protein peptidyl-prolyl isomerization; protein folding. NCBI's taxonomy places the organism in Eukaryota, Viridiplantae, Streptophyta, Magnoliopsida, Malvales, Malvaceae.